Messenger RNA from Lichtheimia ornata, 1158 nucleotides. Its product is annotated as cytoplasmic tRNA 2-thiolation protein 1. The record is from RefSeq and is a predicted model, not a curated record. Gene Ontology annotation, biological process: tRNA wobble position uridine thiolation. The coding region runs from base 1 to 1158 and encodes 385 amino acids. Gene Ontology annotation, cellular component: mitochondrion; cytosolic tRNA wobble base thiouridylase complex. Gene Ontology annotation, molecular function: tRNA binding. NCBI's taxonomy places the organism in Eukaryota, Fungi, Mucoromycota, Mucoromycetes, Mucorales, Lichtheimiaceae. The transcript is spliced from 5 exons.
AUGGUCAAGCUCUGUGUACUAUGUUCCAAGAAUAGGGCCAUGAUCAAGCGCCCAAAAACUGGCCAGCAGAUUUGUCAGGAAUGCUUCUUUUAUGUCUUUGAGACCGAGAUUCAUAACACGAUCGUCGAUGCCAAUCUUUUUCAACGUGGCGAACGAGUGGCGAUCGGUGCCAGUGGUGGCAAAGAUUCGACUGUGCUUGCUCAUGUGCUCAAGGUUUUGAACGAACGAUAUGAUUAUGGGGUGGAACUUUUCUUGCUGUCAGUUGACGAAGGCAUUACCGGAUAUCGGGACGACUCACUCGAGACCGUCAAACGUAACCAGCAACAGUACGAUCUACCACUUAAGAUUGUGUCGUAUUCGGAUCUAUAUGGUUGGAGCAUGGAUGAGAUCGUCAAAGAAGUUGGACGCAAGAACAAUUGUACAUUUUGUGGUGUAUUUCGACGUCAAGCCUUGGAUCGUGGAUCAGUCAUGUUGGGUGUAGAUCAUAUUGUCACCGGUCAUAAUGCUGAUGAUAUUGCAGAGACCAUUCUGAUGAAUAUUUUCAGAGGCGAUAUUGCUCGGCUAGGACGAUGUACUGAGAUUGUGACUCAAGGGGAGAGCAAUAUUCGAAGAUCCAAACCCUUCAAGUACACUUAUGAAAAGGAGAUUGUCAUGUACGCUUAUUUCAAGAAGCUCGACUAUUUUUCAACCGAGUGUAUCUAUUCGCCAGAUGCUUAUCGUGGACAUGCAAGAACGUUCUUGAAAGAUCUCGAAUCAAUUCGACCAAGUGCUAUCAUUGAUAUUAUCCAUUCAGGAGAAGCCUUCCAAAUCAAGUCUGAUGUCAAAAUGCCUACACAAAAGACUUGCCAGCGUUGUGGUUACAUGUCUUCGAAUGAUAUAUGCAAAGCAUGCGUCUUGUUGGAAGGUCUGAAUCGUGGUUUGCCACAAUUGGGCAUUGGUAAAGGCACACGUGUACGACGGAUGCAGGCGUCCGUGACAGCUGAUCAAGCAGCGCCAGCUCGCAAAACCGUUCAACACUUUUCAGAGAUCCAACGAGAUACUUCCAUCCCGCAAGUGAUCAAGCCACGUGAUCCAGCAAUGGUCAAUACACCACCACCCCGAGUACCCACCCAUAUCCUAAACGAUGAUUCUCCAACCAAAAAGGACUUGACUUGGUAA